Molecule: messenger RNA, 3297 nt
Organism: Anolis sagrei ordinatus
Lineage: Eukaryota; Metazoa; Chordata; Lepidosauria; Squamata; Anolidae
Gene: CDC37L1
Product: cell division cycle 37 like 1, HSP90 cochaperone
Biological process (GO): protein stabilization; protein folding
Cellular component (GO): cytoplasm
Molecular function (GO): heat shock protein binding; protein-folding chaperone binding
Source: RefSeq, a predicted model, not a curated record
UCAUAAGACGGGGAACGUACGGUUGUUGCCGGAAGUGACUCGUGACCUCGUUUCCGGUGUAGGGGGCUGAUGUGUGAGUCCAUAACGGUCUGAGAGGGCGCCUGGGGAAGGGGAGCGGAGCUCUGUUUCGUCCUGAGGGGGGAUGGCGCUGUGGCCCCCUCGGGCGCCCCGGGAGUUCUGCCCCAGGCCGGAGGAAGACCUGCCCAGGCCGAACGCCCAGGUCUACAAUCAUGGGAUCGAACUGGCAUGUCAGCAGCAAAAGGAAUUUGUAAAGAACUCAGUGGAAUGCAAGUGGAAUUUAGCAGAGGCCCAACAGAAACUGGGCUGUUUAGCGCUACACAAUUCUGAAUCCCUGGACCAGGAACGUGCCAAAGAACAAACUGAAGUUGCCGAGUUAAAAUGGAGGGAAGAAGAGUGGCGGCGAAAGGAAGAAGUGUUAAGGAAAGAGGAAAGACAGGAUAUGUGGAACACUGACUUUGAUAGCAAGGAAGUAUUUAAUAAGAGUUUCAUUAAUCAGAGGAAAAGAAAAGAAACAGAAGAUGAUGUAUCUAAAUCAUUCAUGCAAAAACAUGAGCAGAAAAUUAGACACUUUGGCAUGCUGAACAGGUGGCUUGAUAGCCAGAGAUUUCUUUCUGACCACCCCUACCUUGUCUGUGAAGAAACAGCUAAAUAUCUCUUCUUAUGGUGUUUUCAUCUAGAAGCGGAACAGAAAGGAGCUCUGAUGGAACAAGUAGCUCACCAAGCAGUGGUGAUGCAGUUUAUUAUAGAAAUGGCCAAAAGCUGUAAUGUGGAUCCACGAGGAUGCUUUCGUCUUUUUUUCCAAAGAGCUAAUACAGGGGAAGAAGGCUAUUUGGAGGCUUUUAAAAAUGAACUUGAAGCAUUCAAAUCAAGAGUAAGGAUUUGUUCGCGAUCACAAAACUUUCAAACUGCACCUCAGCAGAACCCCCCAUUUCAUCCUGAUCUGAAUUGUAUAGGAGGGCAUGCAUCUCUUUCACAGAACGUAGACUCGCUUCACGGCUGCAAUUCUAACUCCAUGGUACACAGAGAGGACGAAGAACCCAAAAUGAUGGAUACAGUAUAGUGUUUCCAAGACUUCAGCCAAUAGCUUUUAUUAAAAAGAGAAGAAUGUGGUGACUUUCUUGAGACAUUUUUCUGGGUGCUGCACUUUAUUUUGAGUGUUUGUUGUUUGGCGAGAAGUUAACCUGGAAACACUCUUGACUUUUUGUGUAGAAAACAUGCUGCUAUGGGUUUUGUUUUGUUUUUUCAUUUUUAAACAAAAAGGUUUUCUGUAUGUCGAGGAAUGUGAAACUGGAUAUUUUAUGCUACUACUAAACUUUGCCUUUUUAAUUUUAGGAAUCAAAGUAUAAAAAAGAUCUACAUAUUUGCAAUGUUUACAGUUGAUUGAUUCUUGGUUGAAUCUGCUUUAAUCUAAUAGAUAUGCCCAUGUCCUACUCUGGAUGCAAAAACCAGUGUAAUAUGUUCUACUGCUUGUAUAGUCAGUGUUUAAAUCUGAUUUUAUCACGAAUAGCAAUAAAACAAUGGUAGCUAUUAGUACUGCAUAUCUGCUUGGCUCAGAUAAAGGUGCUGGUAUUUCAGUUCUACUAGAAGGAUGAGAUUUUUUCCGGUUUGAACUUUCCUCUGACACUUGUCUGUUUUGAUGUGUAAAUGAUGGUUAUCUUGAAUUAAGUAUCAACAGUAUUGUUAAGAGCUUUUAAGGAGUAUAAAACAUAUUUUCUAGAGACAGGAAAACUUUACGAUAGCACUGUUUGACAAAUAUCAAGUAUCCAGAUUGACAAGAAUUCAGUACAACUUGGUUACCUUUGUGACCUUCAGAAUAUUCUUUUAUAAUCAUGAUGAGCACUUAAGAAAAUUCAGGUGCCAAACUGACUGAACCUAUUUUCAGUGAUAUGUGAAUGUGAGGCUUAAAGUGUCCUAUCAGUAUGCUUUUUAGUGCUUCAGGUCAUACUAGCAGAAGACUGUUUUGAAAGCUAAAAGCAAAUUCUUGAGAAGUUUGGUUUCUAAUAUAUGUCAGUGUAGACCAGGCAUGGGCAAAUUUGGGCCCUCCUGGUGUCUUGGACUUGAACUCCCACAAUUCCUAACAGCCGGUAGACUGUUAGAAAUUGUGGAAGUUGAAGUCGAAGAGGCUAGAAUGGCCAAAGUUUGCCCAUGCCUGUUGUGGACUCUGUUGCCUUCCUCUUCUAUGUUGCUUACAUCAUGCUAGGUUCUACUAUGUAGUCACGUUUUAUGUUGAGUGCCACUUCUGAUGAAGUCACUCUUCAUCUGCAGUGAGGAGAACAUGUUGAGAAAAUGAAUGUGUUAUUUUACUCUGUCCAUUCAAGAAGUUUUCCCAAUUCAAUCCUGAGGUAUCUUGGGUUGAACCAGUUUCCAAAUUGGGAAGAUGGUAUAGAUUUUGAUUUUUGGUUGUUUUUUUAAAAAAUAUGAUCUUUUUUUUUUACCCAGCUAUGAUAUCAGAACCUUUUUUGUACCCAGCUAUGUAAAGAACCAUAGAAGCCAGAGAUAUUCACAAGUUGUGCCCAAUUGAGGCUUCUUUGUUUUCUCAUCAACCCAGAAUGCAUCAACCCCUAGAAUUAAUACAGCUUGACACCUCUUUAACUGUCUUGGCUGAGUGCUAUGGAAUCCUGGGAUUUUUAGUUUUCUGAUCACCAGCACUCUUUAGCCAAGAAAAUUAAAUACUUUGUAAAAAUACAACUCCCAUGAUUUUAUAUCAUUGAGUCCUAGCAGUUAAAGUGGUGUAGAUGCACCCCAGGAAAGAAACUCGUUUUUAAACACAACAAAAGUUUCAUAAUAGGAAUUAUUAUGAGAGGAAACAAUAGCCAAACCUCAAGCCACAGUUCUGGGAUUUACACAAUUUGUUUAAAAUGUGGCAUAUGUAUGGAACAUAAUUCAAUCUUGAAAGCUUUCUGGUUAAAAAAAAAAACCCUGAUAUGUUGGGUCCAUAUACUACUGUGGCCUAGAACUAAACAUUUGAUGGGGAGAAGUCAUUUCUUUAGGUGUGGCAGUUAUUAAACCCAAUUUAUUGCUAUGGAAAUCAUACAUGGAUGUUGUUAGCUAAGGAUGGAAGGAAAUCAUGACUAGUAAUUGUAUCCUUUGUCUGAAGACAGCAGCAGAUGCUCAGACCAGGAUUGUCAAAAUUGUACAAUAAUUUCUGGGGAUUUUAUAUAAAUGACACUGACUGCAUGGAGGAGAAAUGCUUUUUCUAUGUAAGGAAAUGUGCAUUGUGUCGUAGCCUCCUUCAGCUAUCUUGCCUGUAUAUUAAAUAAAACAUGUUAAAUUUUA